GCAGGCGGCCCCGCCGCGUCGUCCGCGACGCGGCGCGCCGGCGGUGCAGUGUGCUCGGCAGCCGGCGCUGUGCUCCUGGUCCCACCGCGACACCGGCUCUCCGGGCCCCGCCGAACUCUCAGCGCCAUGGCCGACAAGAAGAACGAGGACUUGCACCACAGAGACAUGGAGAGCGUGUCGCUGCUGGGCACCUACGGCAUCCUGGUGGCCUUCCUCAUCUUCCUCUACGCCGUCUACAACAUCAUCUACUGACCGCCGGCGCCUGGCGGCCAUUCCGAGUGGAUGAUCCGAACGCGAGUCAUGAGUGUCGAGCGAAUGUUUCUGAGUGAGCGAGGCUGAGAGGGAGAGAGCGGGAGUGAGUGUGGAGAGAGCGCGGGAGGGGGGCGCGCCAUGGAUACGCUGAGCCGCAGCUGGGGCCGGCCGUGCCGCACGUGCGGCCAGCACCACGCGCGCCACGAGCCGCACGUGUACGACUACGUGGACGAGGUGGACGAGGACCUGACGUGCCACAUCUGCCUGCAGCCGCUCGUCGGAUCUCUGGACACGCCGUGUGGCCACACGUUCUGCGGCGCGUGCCUGGUGCCGUACCUGAACUCACACCAGAACUGUCCCAUCUGCCGGGCGGCGCUCACAACACAGGCCUGCCGAAACUCGCCGCUGGUCCUGCAAAAAAUUCUGGAGAAACUGCUCAUCAAGUGCCCUAACGCUGACGUCUGUAAGGAGACGGCCCACCCCCGGGGUGAUCUGGAGGACCAUCUCAGGAACCGGUGUCAGGCCAACUUUAUCGCCUGUCGGUACGCGGCGCACGGGUGUCAGGUGCGGGGGCCGCAGAAGGCCGUCCACAAACACCAGGCCGACUGCGAGUGCAGGAACAAUGGUAUCACACGGCUUCCGAUCAUCGAGGGAGAGAUCAGUCACAUAGAGAUCCCGCGCACUGCCACCAACCUGGGAAUGACGAUCGUCGGGGGAGCCGACACACCGCUGCGCUGUGUGGUGAUCCAAGAGGUGUUCAACGACAGCCUGGUGGCGCAGGACGGCCGACUCCAGGCCGGCGAUCAGAUCGUGGAGGUCAACGGCGUCGACAUGACCAACGCCUCACACAAAAUGAUCUGCCAGGCGCUGAAGGUGCAGACUCCGGUGCUGCAGCUGGGUGUAUACCGGGAGAAGAUUGACCCGCCGCCUCCAUCAGACGACCCGGAGCUUCACACGGUCACCCUGGAGAAGAUGCCCGGUCAGACGCUCGGCAUCAAGCUCGUAUCUCGCCGCUGCGGCUCGGCCGGUGACGGGGUGUACGUGGCUGAGGUGAUCAGCGGCUCGGCGGCCUCUCAGGACAGUCGACUGCGGCGGGACGACCGCAUCCUCUACAUCAACGGCAGGGACGUGCGGCACGGCCGGCUCCAGCUCGCCUGCGAACUCAUACAGAGCAACUCCACCGUCAGUCUGGUGGUGUCGCGGCCCUCACCGGCGCGCGGCCCGUCCGACGACGUGCCCGACGGCCUGUUCCGGCGCGCCGGGCCCGGCCUGGCCGUCUCGCACGCGCGCACCAAGUCUGCCCCGGAGCGGCUGUCGCAGAGCGGCGGCGGCUCGGUGGCGGUGCCGGCGGCGCCUGACGAGCCGUCUGGGACAGACGAACCAGACCGGGCGGCCAUCUCUCGGCAGGCGCGCGGCGAGAGCAUGGACCACCUGUCGGCGCCGGACCCGCCGUCCGUGGCGCCGCCGCCGCUGCCCGCCAAACCGGGCGACCCCCGCCGGCGCAGCAAGGAGGCGCGACGCAGCCUGCGCAUCGAGGGAGAUGUGCUCCAGCAGAAAACCGUCACCAUUGCCAAGGUGGCCAAGGAGAGCCUGGGCCUGCGGAUCGGCGGCGGCAUCCACUGCAUUGAGGGCGACACGCCCAUCUACAUCGCCAAUAUCAACCACCAGGGACCGGUCGGCAAAUCAAAACAGAUUAAGAAGGGGGACAUCCUGCUAUCGGUGAACGGUCGCAGUCUGGUCGGUCUGACGCACGCGCAGGCGGUGGCCGCGCUCAAAUCCACUGCCGAGCUUCCCGGCGUGACGCUCAGCGUGCUGGAGGGACCCGAGACGUCGCGGGGACCGGCCAAAUUCAUCCCCAGCUGGACCUAUUGGCAGACCCUGCCCAGGUGCCUGUGCUACCCGCGCGGUAUAGAUCUCUCGCGCAGCGCCACGGGCUCGCUCGGCUUCAGUAUUGUCGGCGGCUGCGACGGCGGCACGCGGGACCCCAUCCACGUGCUGUUCGUCGUCCAGAACUCCCCGGCCGCCGUAGAAGGGAAGCUGCGCUGCGGUGACCGUCUACUGGCGGUGGACGGCCACACGCUGGAGGGAGUCCGGCACGCCGAGGCAGUCAGCCUCCUGAAGCAGGCACGCAAUAAGGUCAAACUGCAGAUCGUCUCCUGGAUGGGCACAGAGGUGUGAGGUCGCGCACUGCCCGAAUCUCUUCCCCCUGGCGCCUGACUCGCCGGGCCUGUGUUGUGACGCUGGUUAGUGAAUCUUACAUACGGUACUUUCAUAUCUUGGAUCUACUUUCGUACGGUGAACCGGCUUAUUGGCGUAUGUUCACUAUUUUAAUGAUGUGGUUUCAACAUAUCUCUCAGCUGUUGGAUUGAUUGCGGCUGUUCUUUCGCCGAUGAUGGUGCGAAGUGUGUGAUGGUUGUAGCGGUGUGAUUGCCGCCGUGUGCGGGCAGCUAGGGGCGCCCGUUGUGUGGGUGCAGUGUGCGGCCGGUCGGACGGCUACGCUCGGGGUAUCCAUGGCGCGGGUGGACUGUGUGCCGCGAGGGCUGGCUGCGGCUGUGUGGGGCGAACGUGUGGUCUCUCGGGGGGUGCCGCGAGGUCGGCGCCGCGCGCGGACGGGCUGGUGGCCCGCCCGCUCAGUGAUGCGUGGUGUGGGUGGUUUUCUGGCGCUGCUCUGGCCAAUGUAGACGGUCGCCCGGAUGCCUCGAAUAAACAUGCUCAUUACUCGGAUA
Molecule: messenger RNA, 2978 nt
Organism: Amphibalanus amphitrite
Lineage: Eukaryota; Metazoa; Arthropoda; Thecostraca; Balanomorpha; Balanidae
Product: ligand of Numb protein X 2-like
Exons: 13
Coding region: 391-2430 (679 amino acids)
Molecular function (GO): protein binding; zinc ion binding
Source: RefSeq, a predicted model, not a curated record